ACCUGAUCAGCUGACUGUGAGUGAGAUGCACUGCUGAAGGACCGUUGAGUCGAAAACCAGCGAUUAUCUGCGCUAUGUACAGGGAACUGCCAUAAUUGGGUAAAAAUCACCGUUUGGACCGAUCACCGAGGCCUUUUAACUCACCGUGACCUACUCACUUCUAAAGGGCGGCUGAACAAACCUUUCACCAGCAGCCAUGACAGAAUUCUGGUUGAUCUCAGCGCCAGGGGAGAAGACCUGCCAGCAGACCUGGGACAAGCUGAUGGUGGCAACAACGCGCACCAACAACCUCUCUGUGAACAACAAGUUCAACAUCCCUGAUCUCAAGGUUGGAACUCUAGAUGUGUUGGUCGGUCUGUCGGAUGAACUGGCAAAACUUGACACUUUUGUGGAAAGUGUGGUGAAGAAGGUGGCUCAGUACAUGGCUGAUGUCCUAGAGGACAGCCGAGACAAAGUCCAAGAGAACCUGCUUGCUAAUGGAGUGGACCUGGUCACCUAUAUCACCAGAUUUCAGUGGGACAUGGCUAAGUAUCCAAUCAAACAGUCGCUGAAGAACAUCUCUGAGAUUAUCUCCAAGCAAGCGACUCAGAUAGACAACGACCUGAAGGCCAGAGCUUCAGCUUACAACAACCUGAAGGGAAACCUUCAGAACCUGGAGAGGAAGAACGCGGGGAGCUUGCUGACCAGGAGUCUGGCUGAUAUCGUGAAGAAAGAGGACUUUGUGCUGGACUCAGAGUACCUGAUUACCAUGCUGGUGGUUGUCCCAAAGACGGGCUAUAAUGACUGGCAGAAGACGUAUGAAACCCUGGCUGAGAUGGUCGUGCCUCGCUCCACUAAGCUUCUGUUUGAAGACAACGACAGCGGUCUUUUUAGCGUGACUCUCUUCAGGAAGGCUAUCGAUGACUUCAAGCACAAGGCCAGAGAAAACAAGUUUACAGUGCGUGAUUUCCAGUACAACGAGGAGGAGAUGAAGGCAGACAAAGAAGAGAUGACACGUUUGUCCACUGACAAGAAGAAACAGUUUGGCCCGUUGGUACGAUGGCUGAAAGUGAAUUUCAGUGAGGCCUUCAUUGCGUGGAUUCACAUAAAAGCUCUGCGUGUCUUUGUGGAGUCAGUAUUGAGAUACGGGCUGCCAGUGAACUUCCAGGCCAUGCUGCUGCAGCCAAACAAGAAGAACAUGAAGAAGCUGAGGGAGGUGCUGUAUGACCUGUACAAACACCUGGACAGCAGCGCAGCCAUCAUUGAUGCCUCUAUGGACAUCCCUGGACUGAACCUGAGCCAGCAGGAAUAUUACCCCUAUGUUUACUACAAGAUCGACUGCAACCUGCUGGACUCCAAAGUCUAAAUCCAUCAUCAUCAUCAUCAUCUCUGUGGAGUUGUGCUCUGAUGUGACAGUUUCACAUCCCCAAGCUUUAAUUUAUUUCCACUCCCACCUUGAUUUUCGCCUGCUGUGUUUCCCUGCUCUUCUCCUGCUACAUUCCUGGGUCCAUGUUAAUUAUUUGGAGUGGAAUCAAAGUGCUGUUUGGUGAUUUUAAGUGAAGCAAGAUCGAUUUAAGAUCAGAACUUCUCCUUAAUAUACCUGAUUAAUGUGGGCCCUCUUUGUUGUUGUGUCUUCCUGUUUCUACCAUGCUGUAAAAGUGAAUUUCUUCCCUGUUUACACCCACCAAGAUGGCUGACAUUCCCUCACUGCAAUCAAGGACAAGCUUCAUUUUAAGUGUUUUCUACUGUCACUACACAUUACUGAAAGCAACAACAGCAGUCACAUACGGGGUUUACUGGGGAAAAUAAAUGUAUGUUGAAUAUAGUAUUUAUUUAAAGCCUCUGAAAUCAGUGAAUGUGUUUUUCGUUUGUUCAGUUCUUGAAAGUGCUGUGUUUUUAGCUCUGUGUACGGAACGCCUGUUUACAAGUAGAUGUUGAUCCCACUUUAGCUAUAAUCCACUCAGAAAAGUCAUUUACAGUAUAAGGAAGCAAUAUGUUUUGCUUAUGGUGUACUUUUAAAUUCUGUACAAGAUGCAGUUUGAGGAAAAUAAUGAUAGGUCUAUGUGAAAAUACUGUAUCGUCAGCAUAAAUGAAAAUUUAUCCACAUGUAUAAUAAAUGUGAAAAAUAAAUACUCUAUGUGAAAAUACCAGA
This is a messenger RNA of Cheilinus undulatus (humphead wrasse), 2131 nucleotides long. RefSeq names its product ATPase H+ transporting V1 subunit C1b (gene atp6v1c1b). Gene Ontology annotation, cellular component: vacuolar proton-transporting V-type ATPase, V1 domain; lysosomal membrane. The record is from RefSeq and is a predicted model, not a curated record. Gene Ontology annotation, molecular function: proton-transporting ATPase activity, rotational mechanism. Gene Ontology annotation, biological process: proton transmembrane transport. The transcript has 13 exons. The coding region runs from base 197 to 1345 and encodes 382 amino acids. NCBI's taxonomy places the organism in Eukaryota, Metazoa, Chordata, Actinopteri, Labriformes, Labridae.